Molecule: messenger RNA, 1110 nt
Organism: Strongyloides ratti
Lineage: Eukaryota; Metazoa; Nematoda; Chromadorea; Rhabditida; Strongyloididae
Exons: 1
Coding region: 1-1110 (369 amino acids)
Source: RefSeq, a predicted model, not a curated record
AUGGAUUAUUCUGUUACUGAUGAUGCAAAUAAUAUUUUAACAAAUAAUGACAAUGCAAUAGAUAGUAGCGAAUCAAGUAUCAUACUUAAUUCCCAUUCUUUCAAUUUAUUACAAAAUCAAGAUUUUUGUGAUCUUGCAUUUACACCUGAAAUUGAAAAAAAAUAUAAUUGGCGAGGUAGAAAAUUAGACAACACUCGUGAACCCACUACUUUUUGCUUCAAUAAUGCUUCCUUAACUGGAAUAAAAAAGAGAAAAAAAGGUAAUAUUUCAAAAAGAUCUUCACUUCCGUGCACUUUUGAAGAAGAAUCAUCAAACCAAACAAAAUCACAUUCGUUAAGAUUGAGUCAAAAUCAAGAUUUUAUCGAACUAGCUUGUAGUACUAUUAAUUCAAGAAAAUCAAAAUCGCAUGAUAGAACAUUAAAUACCACACAUAAAUCUACAGUUUCAACUAACAGUAAUGUCUUUCCAACUCAUACUAAAAAUAAAAGAAAUAUUUAUAGUUCACAAGAAGUUGAAGAAAGUAAUCAAAAAAAGAUAAACAGAUAUAAAAAGACCAACGUUAUGAAACGUAUUAUAAAUAAAAAUGAUCAUACUCCUAAAAGAAGUAAUGGAACAAUAUCACAAUCUUUUAAUAAAUUCGAUGAUUCUUUCAAUGUAAGUAUAAUUCUCUCACCAAAGUCAUUUACAAGUAAAAGACAUUCAAAAUUUCCCACUUUUACUAAUAAAAAUAUUUCUAACCAUAAAAACAUCUCCAAAAUUACGGUUGAUCAUGUAUUAGUGAAAGGAAAAAAACGACAACAUAAAGAUGUCGCUGUUAGGAAAUCCAAGGUUUCUAAACCUAAUGAAGAUCAAAUACAAAUUUUGAAUGUUCGCCGUUCUCGACGUAAUCGUAUACCUCCUGUGGAUGACUUAUUACUUCAAAAACCAAUAUAUGAAAGAGAUGAAAAUGGUCUUUUAACACUAGUUGGAGUAAGUGAAGUUGUCGUCAAAGACCCUCUAUUUAUUAAAUAUGGAACAACAGAUUUUGAAAAAAUUAAACAUAUGAAAGCUGUGCAGAACAAAAUAAAAAGACAAGAAAAGAAAGAGAAUGAUCAAAAUAUUGCGUACUAA